AAUGGGGCAGCCCUCGCCCCGCGCUGUUGGGCUCAUCACGAGUUCUGCUUGGUCUCAGCCCAUUUCUCCACCUUCUUUGCUGGGUGAUGUAAGGAAUGAAACCCUAUAACCUACGCAACGUUACAAAGCAGGGAUGCUGAUUAUGGUGUCUCUUCCUGACUCUCACACCAAGGAGAGCAGCGAAUACACGUUUAGAGAGCUUAUGCCAUUUAGCCAUGAAAACAAACAAAGUCAUCUAAGGGGUUGGUGUAGCACUUUAAUCUGCCUCCAAAUUGCCUGUAAAUCAGUUUCUGCCCGUCGAUUUUGGUCCACAUGAGCACAGCGACUUUGAUCCUCCACCCGACGUUUUUAGGGUUUGGACUGUCAUUAUUCCUGUGUAUAAGGAAAUGGACCGGGUACUGUUAAUGAGCAAUAAGUCAGAUCUGGGGCCUAGCUUACUCUGAUUUUAUUCCCCAUAUUUACAAUUGCCUCCAGCCUUUUCCAUCUGGUUUGUUACCCAAUCUGGGAUUGUCCAAUUUAGUGCAGCUACUCCAGAAACUGGCAUCCUCCCCUCCCUGGCCCUACAUACCCAACAAGCUGAAACAUUCAAAGCUUGACUAAGAUUUUCAGUUAGCUUUGCAGAGGCAUUUUCAGGGCAAGCUAAAGCAUGAGUUAAAAUUGUACAGGAUAGAUAAGUAUGGAGCAUUCUGUUUUCCUUUUGUAAGUGUCAGAUGUCCCAAGGGGGUAGCAGUCCAUCGAGGAUCUGGGGCCUUCUUUGCCCUGGAGUGAUGAGUCCACAAAGAUGCCUCCCUGAUUCUGAUUGCUGUGUGCAUGGGAAGAAGUACCUGGAAUGGUCAUAAAAUCAUAGAAUCAUAGAAUGAAAGAAUGGCCUGGAUUGAAAAGGACCACAAUGAUCGUGUUGUGAUCACGAUGAGGUUCUUCUGGAGAGAGGAGGAGGUGAACCGACCACAUCCUGAUCUCUAAAGUGGAGAGCUGUGGGUUUCAAGGGUGGACAACUCGGUGGGUAAGGCAUUGGAUGGAUGGUCGUGGUCACAGGGUGGUGGUCAGUGGCUCUGUGCUCAGCUGCAGGUGGUGCUGAGUGGUGUCCCCAAGGGGUCCGUCCUGGGAACGGGGCUCUUCGACAUCUUCAUCACUGGCAUCAAUGACAGAUGGAGUGCACCCUCAGCAGUUUGCUGAUGACACCGAGCUGAGCGCUGCGGUUGACACGGCAGAAGUAAAGGAUUGUCCCUCUCCUCCUCCAUCACAUGGCACCGUCUGGAGCACUGCACCCAGGUCUGGGUGUCCCAUCACAGGAAAGACGUGGAGGUGUUGGAAUGGGUGCAGAGGAGGUCACGGCGAUGCUGAAAGGGCUGCAGCAGCUCUUCUGUGAGGAAAGGCUGAAGGAACAUGGCUAAUAAGAACACAGAACAUCUCACUGGGGGCAUCAUUCAAAUGCCCCGACUUCUUUUCUGCUUUUUCCCAAUUCUCUCCUCCAUACCCACGAAGUGGGCACUGAGCGGAGGGGCUGAGCUGUGCUGGGUAACACCACAACCCUGUGGCUGCACUGCCUGGUGCUUCAUGGCCCCGACAUUGAUGUGUGGAGUCCUUUGCUGCCCUCCAUCCCCAGAGCUGGGACGGGAGCACUCAGGGCAUGGCUGGGAACUUUCCUCCCUUCCUUUGUUUGUUCCCUGUCAGCAGCAGUCAGUGGUCCCAUUGCUGUUUCUUGUUUCACUGCCAGUGUGGGAUACUCCCUGUGCCUUUUGCUUUCACUUAUGGGAAAGGGAGUGGGACAGCCUGAAGGAGUUGCCGAAGGGAGGAGGGGAUAGCACACGGGGCUGUGCCACCUCCUGUGCCCAUGCACUGUUGCUGAGCAGUGCUGCACAGAGCUGGGCAUCUGCAUCCUUCCGAACAUGGAGCACACUGUCCUGGGCUGGGUGCUGCUGCUCGGCACCUGGACUGGAGCAUCCACUGCCAGCAGCAAGAAUGGCCCCUUAGAUGAGGUGGAGAUGGACAUGGCCCCCAACUCCUGUGAUGACCAGUACCAGGGCUGCGUCAACUUGAUGGAGGCUGAGCUGCCGGAGCUGAACCGCACCGAGUUCAACAACGAGGACUUCGCUGAAGGCUGGAGAUUUGCCAUCAAGGAGUGGCAGAAGCGAUGGGGUCGUACUGCCAGACAACCACCAUUGUGUUGUGAUCAGGGAUUGGCCCUGAUGGCAUACACGACACAGAUGGAUCUGUACGAGGUGUUCAACAGAGCCACACGAGAGGGUGGGCGCUCCCAGCAGCACUACCUGAGCUCCUACCCCUUCAAGACGCUGCAUUUCCUCCUGAUCAGAGCCCUGCACACCCUGAGGAGAUCUCAGCCCCAGCGAUGCUUCCAGGUGUACUGCAGUGUCAGGGGCAUCCACUACACAGCACAGCAAGGCUAGGUGGUCCACUUCGGCCAGUUCAGCUCCUCCUCCUUCAACCAGGUGGUUGCUAAAUCUUUUGGGCAGGACACGUUCUUUUCAGUGGAGACCUGCUAUGGUGUGCCCAUCAAGGAAUUCUCCACUUUCCCCACUGAAGAUGAAGUCCUCAUCCCACCCUUCGAGCAGUUUGAGGUCACCAACAUCACCUACGAUGGGGACAGAAGAGUAAUCCAGCUCCGCUCCCAGGGGAUGCACAGCACCUACAACUGCGAGUUCGUGAAGGCUAAGGAGAAAAGGUGCAAGGAGCGGCCGUGUGCUUUCAGCGCAGGCAGGAGCGGCCCCACGGAAGCCCCACACCUCUGGGUGCUCCUCCUGGCAGCCGCAGCCCUGGCAGCCCUGGGAGAGCCCUGA
This is a messenger RNA of Phasianus colchicus (ring-necked pheasant), 2798 nucleotides long. Lineage: Eukaryota; Metazoa; Chordata; Aves; Galliformes; Phasianidae. The record is from RefSeq and is a predicted model, not a curated record.